AUGGCUAGUAUGAGGAGGGGAAUGUCUAAUACUCCGCCGCCGAUUACGGUUGAGGAUACGGCGACGGGAGAAGGGCCGCUGCCGAGUCCUGAGAUGGAGGGUGUGAAUGGCACGUUUGGCCACCGUCGCAAGCACAGUCCGAAUCUCGAAUGGCGGCAACCAUGGACAAAGGAGAGCUGGUCACAGGGCCGCGUGCUGCUCAUCGAUUAUGUAGCAAAGGAACACUCAGCGGAGGGCAGGCGGAAGAUCGUGGCACAGGAGUUCUCCGACAUCGACAGUCUGCGCCGGUUCUACCGCAAAGAGGAUCUCUCAGCGCAAGCAGCAUUGCGCGUGAUCCACGUCCAAAACGCCAGCUGGGCGACACGCUACCUGCUCCGCAAGUUCAACAUCGACGCCACGGACGAUCUGGUAGGCACAAACUUCGGUCGCUGGGCCAGCUACGAGAAGCCUCAACAACGCGGCGGCAAACCUGUCCUUAAUGGCCGUACAUUCCGCGCUCAACGCGAUCCCUGGCGCGGCAUCUCGCGCGCUGCCUUUGGAGCCGAUUACCUCAAGUCCUACGAUAGGAAUACGCACAUUCCUCGGCCGAAUAAUAACAAAUCCAUAAUGGAGCUCAAUCAUUACGACGAGACGGAUCAGCCUCGAUAUGGACACGACGUAUAUGUGCAGCGCUUGAGCUGUUACGUUCAACUCAGCGACGGAACCCCAGGGCAAGCCGUCGACCCCGAUAUACCGAACCCAUACGACGAGGAAGCGUGGGAAGAGUACAUGCGGUUGAAGAAGAGUUACGGCAACGUAGAUGCGAAUGAGCACCAGGAACGUUACAUCCCCAAGCUCCGGUCUCUCGACAACGGAAACACAAUCAUUCUUUUUGAGAACUCGGUCACAGGCUCCGUCAAAGAUACCCUUAUCGGCGCGCGACAAGAACUCGAGUCUCGUUGGAGACGACUAUCCUUCUACUUGCCCAUGGAGGAAAACGAUGAGACGCUGACGGCGGAGUGUAUGGAUUUCAUAUUGCAGGACGUGUUCAAAGCGUUGAGUUAUAAUUGGCAGAAGUUCCUGGCUGUUUGCGAGACACAUGUUGGGAUUCUGGAAGACAAGAUCUAUGAGAACCCCGCCGACGAAUCCCGCGCCCCCGAGCUCUGGAAAAACAGCGCACAAUGGCUCAAGGUCGAACGCCUCAUAUACAUCCACGUCGACGUAAUCAAGGAAAUGGUCACGCAUCUCCACGACCUAGCUGGUGCCGAUCCAAAAGAAUCUUCAGACCAGCCCUGGCUAGGGUCCGUACCAGACGAACUCGACAAGUUGACCGGGCAGUGGGAAAGAGAUGUCAUCCUCCCCACGACCGCUCUAUCAGAUCUCAUGUACAAGAGUGUAGGUAUUAGGGAUGCGCGACACUCUUUACAAUUAGGCCUGAGUAUGUGGCGUCUGAGUUGGAUAACAUUCAUUUUCCUCCCCCUAACCUUCACAGUCGGUUUCUUCGGCAUGAACGUCUCCACCUUCUCCGAAAACCCACCCCUAAAAUGGUGGUUCAUAGUCUCCAUCCCCGUGCUCGUCAUCGUCCUCAUCCUCUGGUACGGCGUAAAACACAAUCUCGCGACGCAGCGUCAGAACCCCAUGCGGAGAGGCGUCUACGAGGCGCUGUACCAUGAACUUGCUACUGCGCAGCCCAGCCUGUGGAGUCGCAGUGGGCCGCGCGAUGAUGUUGUGCCUGUGGGGUGGUGGGCUGGCUUCAAAUGGCGCCUCAUCACGCGGUGGUUUGGCGAGGAGAAGGUUAGGCCCGGGAGGAAUGUUGAUGGUAGUGGGAGUGCGACUGGUGAUGGAGAGGAUUUCGGUGUCGUCGGACGAUGCAGAAGGGCGUUGGCGAGACGCUGGUUGGGUGAAUUGGCCGUCAUGCCUAUCCCGCAGCAUCCAUCCUCCUCCCACCACGACAACAAACCAAUCCCCUCAUCUUCCUCCCAGCGCUCCAGCAGCAGGAGCUCUGUAAGGAGCGAAGUGGCGUCGUGUAUGCUUACUACCACCGCCAACACUGCCAACACUACGUCGCAAGAGAUAUCGGAUAAGAAACUUGGUGCUGUGGCGCAGUUGGCGAGGGUGGCUACGCCGGUUGCGCUUGCGGAUGCGGAUCCGACGGCUGCGUCCAGGAUGCAGAGAGCGAGUAGGAGGGACGGGAGUAGUUUGAGUCCGGAUGGGAGGAGGAGGGGGAGUGGGACGAGUAGUGAUGGGGGGGUUAUGGUUGAGGAGAAGGGGGGGAGUGGGGAUGAGAGGGAGGGGAGGGAUGGGGAUAGAAAGAGGGUGAGGGGGUUGGAUGUGCCGAGUAGGAAUUAG
Molecule: messenger RNA, 2328 nt
Organism: Alternaria arbusti
Lineage: Eukaryota; Fungi; Ascomycota; Dothideomycetes; Pleosporales; Pleosporaceae
Exons: 4
Coding region: 1-2328 (775 amino acids)
Biological process (GO): transmembrane transport; metal ion transport
Cellular component (GO): membrane
Molecular function (GO): metal ion transmembrane transporter activity
Source: RefSeq, a predicted model, not a curated record